Rhipicephalus sanguineus (brown dog tick) is the source of this 1538-nucleotide messenger RNA. RefSeq lists its product as uncharacterized. The coding region runs from base 126 to 1289 and encodes 387 amino acids. NCBI's taxonomy places the organism in Eukaryota, Metazoa, Arthropoda, Arachnida, Ixodida, Ixodidae. Gene Ontology annotation, molecular function: protein binding. The record is from RefSeq and is a predicted model, not a curated record. The transcript has a single exon.
ACUCGACGUCGCACACUGGAACAUUGUGUUGCUUAAGCGACAGUCACGCGCUGAAGCUUCUCGUUCGCUCGACGUUUUCCCAGUCCGAGUCCGCCUGAUUCCGCAUCCUUGUCUCACGCGUGGUCAUGACGGACCUACAACGUGCCACUGUGUCCGGCUGGACGUACACGCUGACCGGGUUCGGCGAGUUCCUCGAGAUGCGUCGUGUCGCAUUCGCCGAGCCGAUGCCAGCCACCUGCCUCUGCGGCGUCUGUGGCGUACUGACUCGCCGUACUGCGCUACUGCCGUGCGGCCACGUCUUCUGCGAGAGCUGCAAGUCUCAGCUGCCGCGAGGAAACGACCGCUGCUGCCCAUUCGACGGGAAGAAGUUCGCCGACUCGGACAUUCAGCGGAUCGAGCUGUGCGAGCUGGAGCAACGCCGCGUCGUGUGCUCGGCCUCCCGAGUAUGCGGAUUCUCCGGCAAACUGUCCGAGCUCGCGGAUCACCUGACUCAGUGCGGCGGCGGAAAGGUGAAGUGCCGCAAGUGCCAGCGAUCCGUCUUCCGCGGCCAUGCCGUGAAUCACUAUCGCAGCUGCACCGGCCCCCUGCAUGCGGCGAACGCUGAAGCGGCCGCCAAGGCAGAUGAGAUGGCGGACGUCGAGAAGAGCGCGCGGGAGCUGAUGUUUAUUAAAGGCGUUGACUUGGAAGCCGUGUUCAGCCGCUUUACGAACACUUUGGCAGACAAGAUAGCCAGUCUCGAGCGUCAGUUAGUCGAAGCGCAGAAGAGGUCCAACAGCAAUCGGCAGCCGGCAGUCCCUACUGAGAAGGAGGCGGCGGUUAUCCAGGGACCGUACCGCGCUGCUUCCAGAGCAGGCGUUCUGAUCACCACGUGCAAGUUCGCCAAUGUCUGCGCAGCGCUCGACUCUCUAAACGAGAACAAAACGCAAAUAGUGAAACCAACUGCUACGUAUUCGCUGGGAGGUUAUACCUUCUGCCUCGCGUGCAAGUUCUCCAAGAAUGGAAGAGAGAUCAACGCGGAUUUCGCUCUCUUUUUGCGCGACGGUGAGUGGGAUAGUUACGUGGAGUGGCCUUUCAAAAAGAAAGUUACACUGAUUAUGAUGCACCCCAAGGACGCAGAAAAAGACGUCCGCUUGCCGGUAACCAUGGCGGAACACGAUAUGGUGAAGAAACCCUAUGUUGGCUCUUGGAACACGAGCUGCUUUGCAGACAGUUAUAAGAACUGGAAGGACAUUGAACUUCAUGGUUAUGUCGAUAGAGGUGCCCUCUAUGUAAACGUUGAGUUCGAAUAAAUUCCUCGUGCGCGUAUGUGCUCCCUUGCGCCCUUUGUCUGUCGUCCCUAAAUUUGUGGAAAUGGACAAGUUUUUGAUUGCGAUUCGCAUCACGCUGAAGCGCAGGAGACAUGUUCGUUAGACAAAUCGGCUUUCGUGAGUUCAUGCAGAGCUCCAACAUGGUGCCGAUCGAACGUUUACUUACGUUCGUAACAUUGCGUUUCUGGUUGUGUAAUAAACUGCAUCAGGAUGGCAGACUGGACGAGUCGG